Messenger RNA from Fukomys damarensis (Damara mole-rat), 2128 nucleotides. It is a transcript of the gene Fip1l1, whose product is annotated as factor interacting with PAPOLA and CPSF1. The record is from RefSeq and is a predicted model, not a curated record. The transcript has 19 exons. Gene Ontology annotation, molecular function: RNA binding. The coding region runs from base 234 to 2045 and encodes 603 amino acids. Lineage: Eukaryota; Metazoa; Chordata; Mammalia; Rodentia; Bathyergidae. Gene Ontology annotation, cellular component: mRNA cleavage and polyadenylation specificity factor complex.
AGGGAAGCCACCUAGAGACGCUGCGCCGUGCGGCUUGAUUGCUGCUACGCGUGCGCAGACGGUUCCGUGCCUGAGUCUUCGUCUUUGCCUCCUCCGCUGCUGCCUUCCCUGGUUUUGAGUCUCGCGUUUUAUUGAUUCGCUCACUGCUGGGCUCGCGCCCCGGGCCAGGGAGCCCGGGGAAGAGGCUGGAAAGAGCUGUUGACCUCCGUCUUUAAACCGUGCGCGGAGCGGCCAUGUCGGCCGGCGAGGUCGAGCGCCUAGUGUCGGAGCUGAGCGGCGGGACCGGAGGGGAUGAGGAGGAAGAGUGGCUAUAUGGCGGCCCAUGGGACGUGCAUGUGCACAGUGAUUUGGCAAAGGACCUAGAUGAAAAUGAAGUUGAAAGGCCAGAAGAAGAAAACACCAGUGCUAAUCCUCCAUCUGGAAUUGAAGAUGAAACUGCUGAAAAUGGCGUACCAAAACCGAAAGUGACUGAGACUGAAGAUGAUAGUGAUAGUGACAGUGAUGAUGAUGAGGAUGAUGUCCAUGUCACUAUAGGAGACAUUAAAACGGGAGCACCACAGUAUGGGAGUUAUGGUACAGCACCUGUGAAUCUUAACAUCAAGACAGGGGGAAGAGUUUAUGGAACUACAGGAACCAAAGUCAAAGGUGUAGACCUUGAUGCACCUGGAAGCAUUAAUGGAGUUCCACUCUUGGAGGUAGAUUUGGAUUCUUUUGAAGAUAAACCAUGGCGUAAACCUGGUGCUGAUCUUUCUGAUUAUUUUAAUUAUGGAUUUAAUGAAGACACUUGGAAAGCUUACUGUGAGAAACAAAAGAGGAUACGAAUGGGACUUGAAGUUAUACCAGUUACUUCUACUACAAAUAAAAUUACGGCCGAAGACUGUACUAUGGAAGUUACACCAGGUGCAGAGAUGCAAGAUGGCAGAUUCAAUCUUUUUAAGGUACAACAGGGGAGAACUGGAAAUUCAGAGAAAGAAGCAGCCCUACCUUCUACAAAGGCUGAAUUUACUUCUCCUCCAUCUUUGUUCAAGACUGGACUUCCACCAAGCAGAAACAGCACCUCUUCUCAGUCUCAGACAAGUACUGCCUCCAGAAAAGCCAAUUCAAGCGUUGGGAAGUGGCAGGAUCGAUAUGGGAGGGCCGAAUCACCUGAUCUAAGGCGAUUACCUGGAGCAAUUGAUGUCAUCGGACAAACUAUAACUAUUAGCAGAGUAGAAGGAAGACGACGGGCAAAUGAAAACAGCAACAUACAGGUCCUUUCUGAACGAUCUGCAACUGAAGUAGACAACAAUUUUAGCAAACCACCUCCAUUUUUCCCUCCAGGAGCUCCUCCCACCCACCUGCCACCACCUCCAUUUCUCCCACCUCCUCCAACUGUUAGUACUGCUCCACCUCUGAUUCCACCACCAGGUAUCCCAAUAACUGUACCACCUCCAGGUUUUCCUCCUCCACCAGGCGCUCCACCGCCAUCUCUUAUACCAACAAUAGAAAGUGGACAUUCCUCUGGUUAUGAUAGUCGUUCUGCACGUGCAUUUCCAUAUGGCAAUGUUGCUUUUCCCCAUCUUACUGGUUCUGCUCCUUCGUGGCCGAGUCUUGUGGACACCACCAAACAGUGGGACUAUUAUGCAAGAAGAGAGAAAGACCGAGAUAGAGACAGAGACAGAGACAGAGAGCGAGAUCGUGAUCGGGACAGAGAAAGGGAACGCACAAGAGAAAGAGAGAGGGAGCGUGAUCACAGUCCUACACCAAGUGUUUUCAACAGUGACGAAGAGCGAUACAGAUACAGAGAAUAUGCAGAAAGAGGAUAUGAGCGUCACAGAGCAAGUAGAGAAAAAGAAGAACGACAUAGAGAAAGACGACAUAGGGAGAAAGAAGAAACCAGACACAAGUCAUCUCGCAGUAAUAGUAGGCGCCGCCAUGAAAGUGAAGAAGGAGACAGUCACAGGAGACACAAGCAUAAAAAAUCUAAAAGAAGCAAAGAAGGAAAAGAAGCUGGCAGCGAGCCUGCCCCUGAACAGGAGAACACUGAAGCCACACCUGCAGAAUAGGCAGAGCUUUUGUCUUCUGUGUGUAUAUUAGUACCAGAGAUAGAUACUAUAAAUCUCAUUAUUUUUCUGGAUAAUGUUUAAGA